Messenger RNA from Prunus dulcis (almond), 2047 nucleotides. Its product is annotated as cytochrome P450 711A1-like. NCBI's taxonomy places the organism in Eukaryota, Viridiplantae, Streptophyta, Magnoliopsida, Rosales, Rosaceae. Bases 170 to 1786 code for a protein of 538 amino acids. The transcript is spliced from 5 exons. Gene Ontology annotation, molecular function: monooxygenase activity; heme binding; oxidoreductase activity, acting on paired donors, with incorporation or reduction of molecular oxygen. The record is from RefSeq and is a predicted model, not a curated record.
UUAAAAAGUGACAAAGGAGCAAAGUACCCUUCAUCCGGAUGCUGCUCAGUGACUAGUGAGAGCUCCACUUAUUCCAUCCCCAGCCUAUUAAACCACCCCAAAGCUUUGUGCUCUUUGAUCAAGUAUCAAGUAGAGAGAGAGACACAGAGAGCUCUCUGUCUCUCAGACAAUGGGUGUUUUGGAAGUCUUGUUGUUUACCAAUGUCUCUCUGCUAUCAACUAUCUUCACAGUGUUGGCAAUACUGGCAGGAGUUUUGGGGUACUUGUAUGGGCCCUACUGGGGGGUGAGGAGGGUACCUAGCCCACCAACUAUCCCCUUGGUAGGGCACCUUCCCUUGCUGGCAGAGUAUGGUCCUGAUGUAUUCUCAGUUCUUGCCAAACAGUAUGGCCCUAUUUUCAGGUUUCAUAUGGGCAGGCAGCCACUUAUAAUUGUAGCAGAUGCAGAGCUUUGUAGAGAAGUUGGAAUUAAGAAGUUCAAAGAUAUUCAAAACAGAAGCAUCCCAUCUCCCAUCUCAGCUUCCCCUCUUCAUCAGAAAGGUCUCUUUUUCACCAGGGAUGCAAGAUGGUCUGCCAUGCGAAACACUAUAUUAUCAGUGUAUCAACCAUCACACCUAGCCAGCCUUGUGCCUACCAUGCAGUCCUUCAUUGAAUCUGCGACUGAAAAACUUGGCUCCUCCAAAGAAGAAGAUAUUACCUUUUCCAAUCUCUCCCUCAGAUUGACCACAGAUGUGAUAGGACAAGCUGCCUUUGGUGUCAACUUUGGCCUUUCUAAACCACAGUCCAUCAGUGAUUCAAUCAACAAGCAGAUUGGUGGUUCCCAAGACAUUAACAAUGAUGAAGUCUCAGACUUUAUCAACCAACACAUAUAUUCCACAACACAGCUUAAGAUGGACUUGUCAGGCUCCUUAUCAAUCAUACUGGGACUACUUGUACCUAUUCUCCAGGAGCCAUUCAGGCAAAUCUUGAAGAGAAUUCCUGGCACUAUGGACUGGAAAGUUGAACGUACGAACCGGAAAUUAAGCGGCCGGCUUGAUGAGAUUGUAGGGAAGAAAAUGAGAGACAGGGACAGAGGUUCAAAGGACUUCUUAUCACUCAUAAUGAAUGCAAGGGAGUCGGAGACAGUUUCAAAGAAUGUCUUCACCCGAGACUACAUUAGUGCUGUUACUUAUGAGCAUCUCCUUGCUGGGUCAGCCACAACAGCAUUUACAUUGUCUUCAAUUGUUUACUUGGUUGCUGGACACCCAGAAGUUGAAGAAAAGUUGCUUGCAGAGAUUGAUGGAUUUGGAUCUCCUGAUCAGAUGCCUACUGCUCAUGAUCUUCAAGACAAAUUUCCUUAUAUUGAUCAGGUUAUCAAAGAGGCAAUGCGGUUUUACAUGGUUUCCCCAUUAGUUGCAAGAGAAACAUCUAGACAAGUCGAAAUAGGAGGUUAUCUUCUACCGAAGGGAACUUGGGUUUGGUUAGCACUUGGAGUUUUAGCAAAAGAUCCAAAGAACUUCCCAGAGCCGGACAAGUUCAGGCCAGAGAGGUUUGAUCCCAGCUGCAAAGAAGUGAAACAAAGGCAUCCUUAUGCUUUUAUACCCUUCGGGAUCGGACCUCGAUCCUGCAUUGGUCAAAAAUUUUCCCUGCAAGAACUAAAGCUCUCACUCAUUCACUUAUACCGGAACUAUGUGUUCCGGCACUCUCCCGGAAUGGAGAAACCUCUACAACUUGAGUAUGGCAUUGUUCUCAACUUCAAGAAUGGUGUCAAGCUCAGAGUCAUAAAGCGAACUUUAUUUCAACAUGCCUGAUCAAACUUUGCCAACCGUACAACUCAUCAAACACGAAACAAGACAACUGGAGCUCGGUUGUACGAAAAUUUAUAUGGUCAAACAUAUUUUUCACUGUAAUGUUGUUGAAAUCAUUCAUAAUUUGACACCAAAUUUUCAGUUUCGGGUUAAUUUAACAGAUCAUUGCCAGUGAUGGUUGGUUCCAAAUGCAAGAAAGCUAGAGAUGAAUUCCACGAUCGGUCUCAGAGAAAAUAAGUAGGAAGCAGUCUUCAAUUCCUCCUC